GGGAGAGGCGGAGCCGUGCGCCAUGGCCGCCAGCCGUUUGCCGCCCAGCACCCUCACCCUGCGGCAGUUCCUGAGGCGGCAGCAGGUGCUGCAGCUGUACAGGAGGAUCCUGCGGGCCCUAAGGGACGUCCCUGCUGAGGCAGACCGCCGCCAUCUGCAGCAGUGGGCCCGGGAGGAGUUUCGGAGGAAUAAAGAUGCUACAGAAGAGGAUGCAAUCCGGAUGAUGAUUACUCAAGGCCACAUGCAGCUGCGGGAACUUCAGAAAGCACUGAAGUUGGCCAAGUCCUGAGUGCGGUUUUGCUGACAGCUGGACUUUCAUCUGCUGCAAAUAAGCACAGUAUUAUUUUUGUCUGGAAUGUGGUUAUAAUAGCAGCCUCUGGUGAUGUCCUGGGAAUGCUUGAAGGUAGAUCUACCACAGUGGGUUUGGAUUGUUUUUGUUCUUUCCCCUUCUUCUUGGCUUGGUUACUCUCCCAUGUGGAAAUCACUGGGACACAGAAGGCCUUAAAGAACUGAAUGGAUGAUGUAGCACAUCCUUUAGGAAAAGCAGAAAGCCCCCAAAAUUACAACAGCAGUGUUUUGCCGGAGAGAUGGAAGACAAAUAGAAGCUAACUUAUUUUGUCUGUCUCCCGCUGCGGUACCUCUGCACGGUAACAUCUGUGGUGGUAGCAGCCUUUUCUCUACAGAACUGGGGGUUUCUUUUUCCUAAAUGAAGAGAGCAGAAGUACAUGGGAUAAAUAAAUGUGUCUAAACCAAA
This is a messenger RNA of Gallus gallus (chicken), 754 nucleotides long. RefSeq names its product LYR motif containing 2 (gene LYRM2). Gene Ontology annotation, cellular component: mitochondrion. The record is from RefSeq and is marked validated. Lineage: Eukaryota; Metazoa; Chordata; Aves; Galliformes; Phasianidae. The transcript is spliced from 3 exons. The coding region runs from base 23 to 289 and encodes 88 amino acids.